AUGGCAUCAGAAUACAAAGAUCAACUCGGUUGUUUACUUGAAAUUUUUUCAAGAUUCGACAUGGACAACGACGGUAGCUUAACGAUUCUAGAACUCGCCGCGCUCUUGCGUUUUCUAGGGAUCAAUCCCAUGGGGAACCAGAUCCACUUGUUGUGGACGAACAUGGAGGUUAACGGCAAUGGCUACGUCGAAUUGGAAGCGGCGGUGGAGUCGGUGCCGAGACCGAAGACCAUGCCGGACUUGACGUUUGAUAACAGUAACACAGAAAGAUUAAUGGAAAUCAUGUCUGAAGAAGAAAAAAGGGAAUUUGGAUUUGAUGUAAAGGCAAUAGAUUGGAAAGAUUAUAUCACCAAUGUUCAUAUACCAGGUCUAAGGAGACAUGUCAUGAAGGGAAGGGGAAUGGGUAGUUAG
Arachis ipaensis is the source of this 411-nucleotide messenger RNA. RefSeq names its product putative calcium-binding protein CML15. Gene Ontology annotation, molecular function: alcohol-forming very long-chain fatty acyl-CoA reductase (NADP+) activity; calcium ion binding. Gene Ontology annotation, biological process: suberin biosynthetic process; long-chain fatty-acyl-CoA metabolic process. The record is from RefSeq and is a predicted model, not a curated record. NCBI's taxonomy places the organism in Eukaryota, Viridiplantae, Streptophyta, Magnoliopsida, Fabales, Fabaceae. Gene Ontology annotation, cellular component: intracellular membrane-bounded organelle.